AUGUCUAAAUCAGAUGUGUCCAGACCUCAUGGACACAUGACUUCAGAUGAAGAAAAACACGCUGGUUCCGGUGCCUCGCGAGACUCGUUCCAAGCUGCCGAGACCGUCCCUAUCAGCAAUGACCUUCAUCGUACUCUUACCCCGAGAGAGAUCCACAUCAUCUCCCUAGGCUCCAGUGUCGGAAGUGGACUCUUCAUCGCUACCGGAAAAGCCCUUGCAAAUGGAGGACCGGGCACCAUGUUCAUCGCAUACUUGAUCGUCUGCAGUGGUGUUUGGGCCAACCUACAAACACUGGGUGAAAUGACGAUUGCUUUCCCAGUUUCCGGCAACUAUAUCGACUAUGCUGCCAGAUGGGUAGAUCCAGCUUUGGCGUUUGGAGCUGGUUUUGCUGAAUGGCUUGGUUGGACCGCCGUUUUCGCUGCCGAAGCCGAGUUCUUUGUGGUCCUUGUCAACUAUUGGGCUCAGGGCUCGGUACCUCACGGUGCACUACUCACCAUCUUCUUAGCCAUUUCCCUCGUCGUCUUCCUCCUACCGAAUAAAGCGUUUGCUUGGCUUCAAUGUUUUGGCUCUUUAGUGAAAGUCGCCUUGUUCGUCUUUGUGGUCAUAUUCUCUAUUGUGCUGUUUGCAGGUGCCGGACCAGAGCGUUCACACGAAUGGGGCGCUUCGUGGCACAAUGGACUAGCUUUCCAAAACGGCUUCGGGGGUUUCGCUAGCUGUGCCUUGCUGGCGAUUUGGGCCGUCGGAGACCAAGUCUUUGUUGGUGUCAUGGUAGGAGAGGCCGCAUCUCCUCGAUACUCUAUGGGUCAUGCGUCCACUUUGGUCCCUAUUCGAGUUGGAGUCAUGUAUAUGACUUGUGUCGUACUUAUUGGCCUUCUGAUUAGCUCUGAUAACCCUGAUCUCUUGGGCGCAUCAGGUUCUGCUGCAUCGCCCUUCGUCAUCGCUGCCAAAGGUAUCAAGGUAAUUCCUGAUCUGAUCAACGCUUGUAUCAUUAUUGGUAUCGUCGCGAUCGCGUUGGAGUCGAUAUACCUCCCAUCCCGUAUCCUCAGAACCAUGGCUUUGCAGGGAUUGAUCCCAGGAAAAUUUGCCGAAUGCGACGAGCGUGGUCGACCUCGUUGGGCGCUUGCCUUGACAGCUGUUGUCGCAGUAGUCAUGAGCUACAUGAGUCUUAACGCUGGUGGGACCGAAGCCCUCAACUGGUUCGUCUCGAUUACAAGCGCCUCAUUCUUCUCCAACUGGGCCAUUAUCGCCUUUACGAGCUUUUUCUUCCACCGCGCAUUAAAGGCACAAGGUGAUGAGAUAUUCAGCGGGAGAUAUGCCUGGAGAUCAUUCGCCUGGCCUUCGUCACCUGCUUAUUUGAUGAUGGGUGGCGGCGGUUUUACAGCCUACAACUUCUUCCAGAACAUCAUUGGAUACAAGGUGAUUAUGCGUACCAAAUGGCAAUCUGCAAAGACAGCAGAUCUUCAAACUGGCCGGAAUGAGCUUCGACAGGAUGAAAUUGAGUUCUUGGACCAAUAUUACAGUCGCCCUUGGUGGAAGCGUCUCGGCACUUACCUGUCUCUAUACUAA
This is a messenger RNA of Fusarium graminearum PH-1, 1566 nucleotides long. RefSeq lists its product as uncharacterized. The transcript has 8 exons. Bases 1 to 1566 code for a protein of 521 amino acids. Gene Ontology annotation, biological process: amino acid transmembrane transport. Gene Ontology annotation, molecular function: amino acid transmembrane transporter activity. Gene Ontology annotation, cellular component: membrane. The record is from RefSeq and is a predicted model, not a curated record. NCBI's taxonomy places the organism in Eukaryota, Fungi, Ascomycota, Sordariomycetes, Hypocreales, Nectriaceae.